CGCCCCUCUGUUCUUGGCUUAAUCGUCGGCGAUGGCUAAUUCCGGCCGCAAAAAAGGCGCUUACGAUGAAAUGUAUGAUAAGAUUCUUGAUCUCCGAGAACUGAUGGAAACCACCAGAAAGAAUAUUCAGAAAUUGCUGGAAGACAUACUUGAGGCGGGAAUGGAAGAUGAUCUGGAAGAGAUAGCUGUAAAUGAGCAUGAGAAAUUUGAAGACUUCCACUAUAGGUUUCGUGUAUUCGAGAGGGAUUGCAUCAAUUUGGUACGUAAUCCGUCGGAGUAUGAUUCGUUUCACAAAAGGUUUCAAGAAUUCGCGCAAGAACUCAAUAAAAUGGACCAGGAGGUCAGCGAAUGUCUUCAACUAUUAGAGGAUAUUGAGGAAGAAGAGGAAGAAGAGGACCGGUCACCGGAUCAUCUCGAAACAGAGGAACUUCAAGUGUCCGGUGAUGCAGCCGGUCACACUAUGUUUGGGAAUCUUGAGGGAAAGAUCUUGUCCCAAUCUGAUAUGCAGGCGAUGGAAAAGUUCUAUGAUAAGAAACUUCGGGAAAAACCUCCAUCACCUUCGAAGUAUCCAACACCGAAGCUGAGUCCUGAGGCGGCAGCGAAGGUGAGUACCGAGGGAAAGAAGAAAAUGGAAGUGUUCAAUCUGUUACCAAUAGGUACCAAUUGGAAUUUGUGUGAUGUCAUAAUGCAUGUGUAUGAAUUUCAACGUACAGAGUCGCAGAAAAUAGAGAUGCACAUUGAUAAGGCAUUCACCCAGAAUCCAUACCAUGGUAUUAGUUCAUCAAAAGGAGAAAGGGUAUUGGAUUGGGGAGCUGUGUCGAAAGCGAAGGAAGUGUUGCAAGAGUCCAAGGCUAAGAUUCAGAGACAUCAGAAUAUGAUUCCAGGAUUGUUUAAGAUCUGGGUUUUACGUGUGGAGAAUCAAAUGUAUAAUCUUGUUCUUUAUCUCCGCUGCAUCAUGUCAGGCUAUGAACCAGCAAUGGCAAAGUUCCAGGAACUAAGAACUUCCCUUGGAAUAUAUAGACAGAGAAAUAUUGGGAGGGUUCCGAUUGUAGCACACAGGAUCCUUAAAUUGCUGGAAAUGCAGGUACCGGAGGAGAAGCAAUCGGAGUUGAACAGAGAUCAGCAAGAAGAAUUGUACAGGGAUUGUGGUUUUGAUCAGGUGAUUGGUUCAAUUCAAAAGAUGAUUUUGCUAUGUAAAUCUCUGCUGGUGGUUUCUGGGGUCGCUUAUCGUGCAAGGAGAAUAAAUGCAAAUGAGCUGGAGAGAAGUGAGCAACUGUUGGGAGAAGCUGAGGAGGAACUGAAGGGAAUGGAGAGGAGGAUUAUGGAAGCAAGGAAGAAUGUUCAGAAAAAGAGGAAGAGGGAGGAUGAAGAUGGUGGGAACAGAAGUGGGACUGCGACUGGGACUGCAACUGCUAGUGGGAGUGGGACUGAAGAUGGUGGGAACGGAAGUGGGAGGACUGCGACUGGGACUGCAACUGCUAGUGGGAGUGGGACUGAAGAUGGUGGGAACGGAAGUGGGAUUGGGAGCUUGAAAAUGUGAGAGAAGGGCAGAGGAAAGAUGAUAUGGAGGGAUUGUUGAUUUACAUGCUGUACUUGGGUGAUAGGUGUGGUGGUGUUGUAGAUUUUUGAGGAAAAAGGUUUUGAGUUUGGUCAUUUUUUGGAUUUGGGUUUGGUCCAAGGUAAAGAGGACCAAGUUUAUAUGUUACCAUGACACUUUACAAUGAUAAUAAAGAGUUCUUGUUUUG
Molecule: messenger RNA, 1745 nt
Organism: Rubroshorea leprosula
Lineage: Eukaryota; Viridiplantae; Streptophyta; Magnoliopsida; Malvales; Dipterocarpaceae
Source: the annotation of a GenBank genome assembly